Messenger RNA from Marasmius oreades (fairy-ring Marasmius), 884 nucleotides. RefSeq lists its product as uncharacterized. The transcript is spliced from 6 exons. The coding region runs from base 35 to 814 and encodes 259 amino acids. The record is from RefSeq and is a predicted model, not a curated record. NCBI's taxonomy places the organism in Eukaryota, Fungi, Basidiomycota, Agaricomycetes, Agaricales, Marasmiaceae.
GUUUUAACUCUCGGCGUCGUCGACGAACUGCGAAAUGGCUUCUGAUGUGCGGAGGUUUUUUUCUAGAGUCGCAAGAGCCGUUAUGAAAUCCUAUCAUGUUCGUCUACUUAACUACCACCAUGACAAUCCUCUCCGUAUUCGUCCAUGGUUCGUUCUUUUUACGACGAUGACGAUGUUAUCCCUCGCGCUGUUAGGGUUUACAAACUUCCAUGAAGCUCUUCCUCUAAGUGACAAACUUCUCCGUUUCAUCUGCUUCUGGGUCGCUACUUUUGUCUUUUAUUUCAUCGUCGACGUGGAUGAACAUGCCAGACGGGUGUGGUUAUGGAGGAACUCGGGAAUGAUAUUGACUGUUUUCACUUGCCUAUUUUGCGGAGGAAUCCUGAGCGAGGUUGUGCAGUCUUUGCUUCCAUUCAAGGAAUUUGAAUUUGGAGACGUUGCAGCAAACUUGCUGGGUUCGACCAUCGGACUUUACUCCGCUUUCCAUCUAGAGCGAUAUUACCGACAUAGAAGAGAAAUUGCUCGUUUGUACCGACCUCUGGAUACAGAUGAGCCAAUUUCAGAAACCGACGAAGACUUAGAUGCUGACGAUGAACUCGUGCUCUCAGGCACUCAAUUAUUACCCUUGUAUCGAACCCGUGGUGCGACAAGUACCGAAGCAAGCCCCGCUCAGGCUGUCGGAAGCUCAAAGGGGAACAAAGAUCAGACUAAACUGCAGAAUGUCUGGGACGAGCGGGAAGAACUUUUUGGAAUCGGGGAUGAUGAAGAGGAUGAUAAUAGCGGUGGAGUGCCAUUGUCAAAGCACGGGAACACCUAAGGCGGGUUGACCAUAAUAUUUGUAGCACAUAAUAAAUAACUGUAUCCAUUACCUCUGACCGCCGUCGCUG